This is a messenger RNA of Caretta caretta (loggerhead turtle), 4172 nucleotides long. It is a transcript of the gene SLC29A2, whose product is annotated as solute carrier family 29 member 2. Gene Ontology annotation, molecular function: nucleoside transmembrane transporter activity. NCBI's taxonomy places the organism in Eukaryota, Metazoa, Chordata, Testudines, Cheloniidae. Gene Ontology annotation, cellular component: basolateral plasma membrane; plasma membrane. The record is from RefSeq and is a predicted model, not a curated record. Gene Ontology annotation, biological process: uridine transmembrane transport; thymine transport; adenine transport.
GGCUGGGCUGUUUCCGGCGCACACCCGCCGCCGCACGGAGACGGGGCUGCGCUAGCUGGUGAAGUCGCAACGGCCUUGGGGGCCAUGGAGCCUCAGCCCGGCUGAUUGCUUCCCUCUCCCACCCCCCGUGCUGGGGGGUCGGGUCCGGCCGGCUCCGCGGGGCUGGGGCGAAGGGAACAAACCGGUUCCGACCCCUCUGGCCGCCCGGUACCAUGUCGCUGCCCCCUGCAGCGUAGCGGUUCCGUUUUCACACGUGGUCGCACUGGGCAGCGCUGCGGCGCAGCCGGAAGACACGUUCCCCGUGUGACCUCGGGGGCUUUGUAAGGGGGCAGGACUCUCCCCUUUGCCCUUGAGGGAGUGCAGAGGCAUUUCAGCCGGAGAUAGAGGGACCCUGCUUCAUUCAGUGCUCAGGUGACCUCUGGCCAGUCAAACAAGCGGCUCUUCAAUAUUUUGUUUCCUCCUCACUGUUCGAUGGGUGCCCAGGCCUUCUUCCUGGGUACACCACCCAGCCCCUGCCCUGAAUAGAGAAUUGCUGAUUUCCUCCUGGGCUUUUCUAUGGCGUGCAGAAAUAGAGUAUCUGAGAGCCUGUCAAAUAUUGAUGAAUUUAUCUUCUCAACACUUCUAUAAGCGAGAGGCGGGUAUUACCCCCAUGUUACAGGUGCUGCAGGGAACCAGCCAGGGCUGUCCACUGCCCCCUCCCUCCCCACAAGGCCCGGAGACAUCCCCCACAGUACCCAGAUGGCUCGACAGGACAAGCCCAAGGACCAGUUUCAUGCUGUAGGAAUCAUCAUCUUCAUCCUGGGUCUGGGCACCCUCCUGCCCUGGAACUUCUUCAUCACGGCCAUCCCGUAUUUCCAGGCCCGGCUAAUUGUGGGGACCAGCUUGUCCGUGGGCCCGGGUGGGAACAGCUCUGGGAUGCAGCCAGCCCCAGCCCGGGAUGACUUUGACUUCAACAACUGGCUCACGCUGCUCUCCCAGCUUCCGCUGCUUCUCUUCACCCUGCUCAACUCCUUCCUCUACCAAUGCAUCCCGGACAAGGUGCGGGUCCUCGGCAGCAUGAGUGGCAUCCUCCUCCUCUUCAUCCUCACGGCCGUGCUGGUCAGGGUGGAAAUGCCCCCCCACAGCUUCUUCUCCAUCACCAUAGGCUCUGUGUGGUUCAUUAACUCCUUCUGCGCUGUCCUGCAAGGCAGCCUGUUCGGGCAGCUGGGCACUCUGCCCCAGGGCUACAGCACACGCUUCCUGAGUGGCCAGGGCAUGGCCGGGACCUUCGCCGCCAGUGCCAUGCUGCUUUCCAUGGCUAGUGGUGUGGAUGCGCAGACGUCUGCCCUGAGCUACUUCAUCACCCCCUGUGUCGGGACCCUGAUCUCCAUUGUCUGCUAUCUGAUGCUGCCCCGUAUGGCUUUCUUCCGUCACUACAUGGAGCGGAGUUGGCAGCGUGACCCACGCAAUGAGUUGGAGACCAAGGCUGGGCUGCUGGGCCCUGAGGAACAGAGUGGGGACCAGUUGGAGAGGCCUGGGGAGGAGCCGCAGGGCCCGGAGAAGCCAAUGGUGGGAAUGGUUAAUGGGACGUUCAGGACAUUGGAAGAGAUCAGCGUGGAGAGCUCCGGGAAGGGAGCCUUCGCCCUGCACAAUGGGACUGCCGCCAAUUCCCAGAACAGAGGGCCGGGACCAGAGAGACCGUCGGUGUUCGGUGUGCUCCGAAAGAUCUGGCUGCUGGCACUCUGCAUUGUCAUGGUUUUCACUGUCACCCUGUCCGUGUUCCCUGCCAUCACUGCUACCGUCACCAGCACCUCGGAGAGCAGGCAGUGGAGUGAGUUCUUCACCCCUGUCUGCUGCUUCUUGUUGUUCAACGUGAUGGACUGGAUGGGCCGCAGCGUCACCUCAUGCUGCCUCUGGCCAGAGAAGAGGCUAUGGCUACUCCCCCUGCUGGUGGGCCUGCGCUUCCUGUUUGUGCCUCUGCUGAUGCUGUGCCAGGCCGAGCCCCGCACCCGCCUGCCCGUGCUCUUCCACCAGGAUGCCUGGUUCAUCCUCUUCAUGCUGCCUUUCUCCCUCUCCAAUGGCUACUUCGUCUCGCUCACCAUGUGCCUCGCCCCCAAGCAGGUGCUGCCGCAGGAGAGCGAGCUGGCUGGAGCCAUCAUGACCUUCUUCCUGGCACUUGGGCUGUCGUGUGGGGCGGGGCUCUCCUUCCUCCUCAAGGCCCUGCUGUGAGCCCUCAGAUCCAUCCCUCAUCUUUCUGCAGCAUCCACCAUCACCAGCGGCUCGUCUGAGUGCACCCCAUCAAACUGGGGGGCUUGGAAUAGGAGGGACAGGGGGGCUUUGCAUAGGAGGGGGGCUGGUACCUCUUGACUUCCCCCUUUCUUUCCAUGGGCAUCAUCUCAGCCUGGUGGGUGUAAAGAUUAGUAUCCUGUCUCCUGUUGCAAGGCAGAUACCCCAUCAGGGGUUGCCCCCCCACCACCAUUCCAUAGGAAUUCCAGCAAAGGGAAUGUCUAUAGAAUGGUGUGGAGGGGGAGGAAAGGGUUAAUGUAAAGAGAUAUCGGGGUUUUUAAUGUAUUUAUUUGUGGGGCUCCUGGGCUGAUUUUGGCUGGCUCCUGAGCCCAUGAGGUGUCAUGGGUUACACAAAGGGACACCAUUGCAUACCACUUUGCCUGGAGAUUCAGAUAGAGCCCAGGACUCCUGGGUUCUGUCUCCAACUCCUGCCCCUUCACCCUGGGGUUGAGGAAGGAGAGGACCCCAAGGGUUGCUGGGGCUUUGCCUCUGCUGCAGAAACGCACAUCCAAGCCAGACUGCUGGCUGGGCUCUAAAGGGUUAAAUAUCCCCUCUCUCCUGACCCCCAUAAGGGUCUUGGCUCCUGACUGGCAAAUGCCUUUAGAGGGAAUAUUGCCUAAUGGGUAGGACAGGAGAUGGGAGCAAGGACACCUGGGUUCUGUCACCAUCUCUGGGGGGUGCAUGCUGGCCAGUUGAUUGUAAACUCUUUGGGGCAAGGUCUUGUCUGGGCUCUAAAGUGCCUACUAUGCUUUAGGUCAGUGGUUCUCAAACUUCUGUCCUGGUCACCUCUUUCACACAGCAAGCUUCUGAGUGCGAACCCCCCUUAGAAAUUAAAAACACUUUUUUGUGUAUUUAACACUAUUAUAAAUACUAGAGGUUUGGGGGUGGAGGUUGAGAGCUCAUGACCCCCCAUGUAAUAACCUCACGACGACCUCCAGUUUGAGAACCCCCUGCCUUAGGUGCUAGAUAAAUAAUAGUAGAGUAGGUGUGGCUGAGACCCAGGACUCUUGGGUUCUACUCUGGGCUCAGGGAGGGGCUGAGAGCUGGUCACAUCAGGGGAAACCGACAUACAGAGUAAUCUGCGUUUGUAAAGCACUUUGGAGUCCCUUAGUGGAAGGUGCUGAAGGACAAUAAUCUCAUGGCCUGGAUAAGGGACUUCCCUCCCAACCCCUGCUGGCCCCAGUUCUUCAGCCUGCCAGCCAGGUCUCCAUGAGCACCCCAGGACUGGCACAUCCCCUCCUGGCAGCGCCCUGGGGCACUGCCUGCUGCAGCGUCCAAAGAAGGGAAAGAAACCUCUUUUGUUGUUAUCUUUCUGGUGCAUAAAGGUUUAAUUUCUCCACUGGAACCUCUGCCCCUUUGUGUCUUCCCCCAGAUUCUUCUCUGCACCUUUAGGACUUUAUGGUAGUUAGAUUCGCCCCCUUUUGGAUCCGAACCUUGGACCUCCCGAGCCAAAGGAGUGAUUCCUCUAGCAGGCAUCAGUAGCCAUGGCCCAGCUGCUAGCAGGCAGCUUUGUGCUACUGGAAGAGCUCAAGGGUGGCUCAUGGGCAGGUCUGGUGACUCAGCAGACCUGGGUUUGGUUCCCUGCUGUGCCCUGUAUUCCCUGCAUGUCCCUUAGCCUCUGUGCCUCAAUUUCCCCAUCUGUACAAUGGAGAUAUUAGCACUGCCCUGCCCUCCCUGGGGCACGAGGGUAUAUUCAAUUCAUUUUGUGAUGUGCCCAGAUACCAUGGUGGCAGGUGCAAUAGAAAUCCCUGUGAGAGAGAAGGAUAUGGCGGCAUUUUUCCCCUUUGGCUUUAUUGUGUAUGUGGGGCUGGGGUGGCUGUUUUACUGUAUUUCAUAGGCUGCUUUUUGCUCUUUUUAAUAAGUUUGAUUUUUUUUUUUUCAAUAAAAGUGAUGAGGUUUUUUUAAAA